AUGGAACCAAAUCUGCAGUCGAAAUCUGAAAGCCUGGAUCAUAUAAGUACAGAGGACAAACAUGAGCAGAUUUUGCUGGCUCCCUACAGAUACAUCUGUCAGAUACCAGGCAAGCAGAUAAGAACAAAACUAUCAUCUGCAUUCAAUUAUUGGCUGCAGAUUCCGGAGGACAAGAUGAAGAUCAUCUCUGAAGUCAUACAGAUGUUGCAUAAUGCAAGUUUAAUCAUUGAUGACAUAGAAGACAAUUCCAAGUUACGCCGAGGCAUUCCAGUUACCCAUUCCAUUUUUGGUGUUCCACAAACAAUAAACACUGCCAACUAUGUUUACUUCCUUGGCCUGGAGAAGUUGUUUACCUUGGGCAAGCUUGGCGAGACAACCCGAGUCUUCACUGAACAUUUGUUAGAACUUCAUCGGGGACAAGGGAUGGACAUCUACUGGAGAGAUGCUGUCGUGUGUCCGACUGAAGAGGAGUACAAGCUGAUGGUUAUCAGAAAGACCGGAGGUUUGUUUGGCCUGGCCGUACAACUGAUGCAGCUCUUUAGCACCAAUAAAAGCAAUUUCAAGCCCCUGUUGGACAUUUUAGGUCUGUACUUUCAGAUCAGGGACGACUAUGCAAAUCUGUGUUCUAAAGAGUACGAAGCUAACAAGAGCUACUGUGAGGAUUUGACAGAGGGAAAGUUUUCAUUCCCAAUUAUCCAUGCCAUCCGGGCAAACACGGAUGACACUCAAGUUUUGAGCAUUCUCCGACAGAGAACGGUGGAUAAUGAUGUCAAGAAGUAUUGUGUGGAUUACCUGGAAAAGAUUGGCAGCUUUGAGUACACCCGGAAGGUUCUACAAGAUCUGGAGGAACAGCUGCUGAAGGAAAUCUCAUCUUUAGGGGAUAACCCCUACUUGACAGCCUUAGUGACCGAGCUACGGAAGAUCUACUCCCAGUCGCCAGCUGAUGCAAAUAGUUAA
Molecule: messenger RNA, 957 nt
Organism: Candidula unifasciata
Lineage: Eukaryota; Metazoa; Mollusca; Gastropoda; Stylommatophora; Geomitridae
Source: the annotation of a GenBank genome assembly